AUACCCUCCAAGUAACUUGUGCAGGGAAGCUGGAUGUGCAGUCUCUGAGUGGGGGGAAGAUCUCUCUUUUUUUGCCAUGUCAUCUGAAAGACACCAGCUCCACACCCAUUCCUACCAGGACUCACUAAGCUCUACUUGUCACAGUCUCUUGAAUGUCAACAGCCACCCCCUAUCCAAGAGCUCCUCAAAUCUGGCCUCUCUUGGGCACUCAAGGAGUUUAGAGGAAAGGCAAAACAAACAGGAGUUGAAGAAAAGCCAUAGCAGCACCAUCUGCCGUAUCCUGGAAAACAGGAGUGAUGCAGGGAGUGAUGCAGGGAGUCCCGGAUGGUCCUCCUCUCAGCCUGGGGUGAUGGGACUUGGAUCAGAGGUCCAGAGCAUAAAUAAAAACCCAUCAGCCAAUGACCAUUCAGAGGGCAGAACUAAGAAUACAAACCAUGUUCUUGUCACUGAACAGGUCUCAGCACCCUGGGAAGCUGGGGACGCUAAGAUGUGUGUAAAGAGCAGCACUGCUGAGAAUGUUUCUUCAGCCUGCUUUGUUCACCAGCAAGGCAUGUGUGAAAUGGAAGAAUCAGGAACUGCCCUUCAGAGAAGCCACUCAGACCUAACCUGCAGCUGCAAACAGCAGACUUAUGUCACUCACAUAGAAACCAGUUCUACUCACUCCAGCCUAAACUCUUCUGGCUGCAGGCAUUGUCUGCCAGUGGCUAGGAUGUCUUUCCAAACGCAGAGGUAUGGAUCAGAAACAAAUGAGAAUACAUCUCACUAUCAAAACCUUGUGACUCAUCUUCCGGUCCUACCUAGAGACCAACAAGUACCCACAAAUACCUUUGGCAGUGGCAGUAUUCCACAUAACGCUACUGUUUACACAGAUCCUAGCACAUUUCAUGCUGCUGUUCUAGGACCCCACAUGCCUGGAAAUGGUUUCCCAAACAGGACAAUGUUCAGUCAAGCUCCUGGGAUUGUUCAUGGUGGUCUGACUUAUGGUAAUAUUCCAAAUUCUGCGUACUCCCCCAUGGUGAUGACGGUUCACAACAACUCUUUGGGGCCCUGCAGUCUCAGGCAGGAUGCCUUGAAGGCAGAUGCCACCAUCCCGGCCUAUUGCCACUCCUUGCCCAUCCCAUCCAUACAGCUCGUUCCACGGUUGGUGUGCUCUGUCAGUGAGACAGGAAAAGAGCAGGCAGCACCUGGCUACUUUAAUUCCUUUUCUGCUUCAGACAUUCUGACAUAUCCUAAGCUGGUGUCUUCAGUAAGUGAAUCAGGCCUGGAUGCCAAGAAAAUCCUGAAGUGCUGUAACGUUCCUGGAGAGCAACUGCAACCUGCUCAGCAGGAGAUAGUUCCUCCAGAAGCCAAGGCUGCCCAUGUUGCCCUGAGCAGCCAGCAAGGUGCAGAUGUGGUAGUGACAACUAAGGAUAUGUGGACUAUGACCUCUAUGAAUGACAUAACCAAAGGCCUGAAACCAGCUCUGGAGCGCAGAGAUGCCGAGGUACAAACUCUUCCAACCAUGGAAUGCAAAUCAGUGGCAACAAGCCCAGCAGCUGCAGCAGAAGGUCACUCACAUGUGUUCCCAGAGGUGAACCUGGAGCAAGAUUUGGAGGCCCCCAAAUCUCCAGUUCGUGAAGUGAGAUGGGACGAUGAAGGAAUGACAUGGGAAGUAUAUGGGGCAUCUGUAGAUCCGGAAGUCCUCGGGGUAGCCAUUCAAAAACAUCUCGAGUUUCAAAUAGAACAGUUCCAGACAGAGCCUGCUGAGGCAGCUGAGAAAAGUAAUGAGGAACCAGCCCCUGAAAAAACUGGGAAAAAAAGGCCUUUCAGAACAAUGAUGCAUUCCCUGAGAUAUCCAAGCUGCUGUGCUCGCUCCAGUACUGCAGUGGAGUGA
Molecule: messenger RNA, 1873 nt
Organism: Pseudopodoces humilis (Tibetan ground-tit)
Lineage: Eukaryota; Metazoa; Chordata; Aves; Passeriformes; Paridae
Gene: GPRIN2
Product: G protein regulated inducer of neurite outgrowth 2
Biological process (GO): neuron projection development
Cellular component (GO): plasma membrane
Source: RefSeq, a predicted model, not a curated record